AUGACAAGAUAUACUAAAUUAGAAAAGAAAAAGUAUGAAAAAGCUGCCGGAUUUAACAUUAAGCCACUUCAACCAGAUAAAGAAGUCGAACAAGACGAUUCUAAAAUAAAAGAACAGAAAAACAAAAGAAAGUUUCGAGAAGAAAAGCUUGAGGUCAACUCUAAAUUGGAAAAGAAUUCUAAAAAGAAAUUAAAAUUAAAUAAAGAAAAGAUAAAGAAAACCGAAGAUACUGAAAUUAAAUCGAAAAGGUCAGAAAAACGUAGACAGAGAAGAAUAAAAGAACGGCAAAACAAAACUAUAUGUUUUGGAUGUAGGAAGAAAGGUCAUAGCGUUAAGGACUGUCCAGAAGCAAAAGAACAAGGUGUAGGCAUGUGCUAUAAUUGCAGUUCAACCGAACAUAUUGCCAAAGAUUGCAAAAAACCGAUUAAACGAGGUGAUGAAUACCUUUAUGCAAAAUGUUUUAUUUGUAAUGAGCAAGGACAUCUUUCUAGACAAUGUCUAAAGAACGAAAGAGGAUUAUAUCCUAACGGUGGUACAUGUAGAUUCUGUAGUCAAGUAACUCAUUUAGCUAAAGAUUGUACAUUGAAAAAUCAAGCUAUUGGAACCUCCGUUGUAGUAGGCAAAUUGGAUCUGCAACAUGGUGCUGAUGAUGAUGAUUUUCAUAUUCAGGUUCUAGAAAUGUCUGAAGAGAAAUUGAAUACUAUCAAAUCUGGAAAGAAUAAAUUUAAAAAGAAAAUUGUGAAAUUUUAA
Molecule: messenger RNA, 750 nt
Organism: Funneliformis caledonium
Lineage: Eukaryota; Fungi; Glomeromycota; Glomeromycetes; Glomerales; Glomeraceae
Source: the annotation of a GenBank genome assembly